Molecule: messenger RNA, 2404 nt
Organism: Gallus gallus (chicken)
Lineage: Eukaryota; Metazoa; Chordata; Aves; Galliformes; Phasianidae
Gene: RNF126
Product: ring finger protein 126
Exons: 9
Coding region: 790-1686 (298 amino acids)
Biological process (GO): protein ubiquitination
Cellular component (GO): cytoplasm
Molecular function (GO): ubiquitin protein ligase activity
Source: RefSeq, a predicted model, not a curated record
GGGCGGCGCGGGGGGGGUGGGAAGAUGGCGGAGGCUUCCCCGCAGCCGGGCCGCUUCUUCUGCCACUGCUGUUCGGCCGAGAUCGCUCCCCGUUUGCCCGUGAGUCGGAGGAGGCGCGGGUGCGGCCAAGACGGGGUCGGGGGAACCGUAGGGCAGCGCUGGGGCGGGCAGAGCCCCGCGGGACGGGCACGUGGGGAUGAGGCCUGGGGGGCCGGGCCGGGCCGGGGCCGAGGGGCGGUGGGGACUGCGGCGACUGGGGGGCGCUGAGCGGGAGGGGGAGGCGGAGGCGGAGGCCGCGGGGCCGGGCGGGCGGGUCCGAGGAACGCCGCUGCCUUCCCGCGUUCCUUCCUCUUCCCUUCCCCCUUCCUUCCGAAGGACCCGGCCGCCCCCCGCCGUUCCGUGGCUCCGCGUUGGGCCCGCUGAGCUGAGCGAGGCCUCGGGCUGUGCCGCUUCGGCCGGGGCCUCUCGGGGCCUUUCCGGGGCCUCUGCCGGGGGUACGGGCCUACCCGUGCUGUGGCGCUGAGGCACCGGCGGUGCGGGGGUGGCGGAGGCCGGGGCAGGCGGAGGGUGAGCUCUGCACGCAGCCCGGCGCUGCUGCGGCAGCCGACGUGGGACUGCUUCGCACACCGGGCUGCUCAGCUGCCGAAGGUUGGCUUUGAUUCGAGGAUCCCACGGGUGUUACUGAGUCUGUCCUGAAACGUUUCGUAGCGUCUCGUCAGAAUUAAGGCGUCGCUUUUGCUUUUUUUUAAUCGUUCCUUGCGUUCUAAAAGUCGCCACCCUCGUGCCUGUAUGGUGUUUACUUACCGUGGUUGCUUCGAUUGGGACUACAUUUGCCCACGGUGUGAAUCUGGUUUUAUUGAAGAACUUCCUGAAGAGCCAAGGAACACCGAGAAUGAAACUAGCUCCUCUGCAUCAACCAGUGAUCAGAAUAGGCAUCCUUUUGAGAACGUGGAUCAGCACUUGUUCACUUUGCCGCAGGGCUAUGGCCAGUUUGCCUUUGGGAUUUUCGAUGAUGGCUUUGAGAUUCCAUUUGGGUCCAAUGUGCAGUCAGAAGACAACAGAGACUCUGAGAACCGGAGGGAGAGAGAGCAUCAGUCCCGGCACCGGUAUGGUGCGAGGCAGCCCCGGGCUCGUCUCGCCACACGGCGUGCUGCUGGCAGGCACGAGGGUGUUCCCACACUGGAGGGAAUCAUUCAGCAGUUGGUCAAUGGUAUUAUUGCACCUACAACAAUACCAAACUUAGGACUUGGUCCUUGGGGAGUCUUGCAUUCAAAUCCAAUGGACUAUGCCUGGGGUGCUAACGGCCUGGAUGCAAUUAUUACACAGCUACUAAAUCAGUUUGAAAACACUGGACCACCGCCAGCAGACAAAGAAAAGAUCCAGGCCCUCCCCACGGUACAGAUCACACAGGAACACGUAGAUUCUGGGUUAGAGUGCCCUGUGUGUAAAGAAGACUAUACAGUGGGGGAGAAUGUCCGACAGUUACCUUGCAAUCACCUAUUCCACAACAGCUGUAUAGUCCCUUGGCUGGAGCAGCAUGACACGUGUCCUGUGUGCCGGAAGAGCCUAAGUGGACAAAACACUGCUACAAACCCCCCUGGACUCACAGGGAUGAACUUCUCAUCAUCAUCCUCCUCCUCUUCUUCCAGCUCACCAAGUAACGAAAACUCAUCGAACAACUCAUGAAUCUUAAUCCAACCCUCUGUCCCUGGGGCCCUGUCUGUCCAUUGUCCUCCUUCCCUCCCCAGCCAACAUAAGCAGCAAAAGGGGCUUCCAGAGCAGAGCGAGGGGAGGGUAGCAAGGGGGAAGCAGCACCCCCAGAAUUCCCUUUUGAGUUCUGAAGACAUGGAGACUCUGGAUCCUUCAGAGAUGAGAAGCCUCAAGUUCUGUCACGGGGAAAGAGCUCUGUCUGUUAAUAAAAUUCAUCCCUUUGCCACGUGGACUUUUAACAGUUGCAGUGAAAGGCUGCAGUGCUCUACAGGUGGGAAACCUAAGGCACUGAGCUAGUGGUUGCAAUUCUGAAUGGAAAGGUUGUUUGUAAGGUUUUGAAUUUGAGAUUCCUUUUUUUUAAUAAUAAUUAUUAUUAUUAUUAUUAUUGCUUUUCCUCCUCCUCCUCCUCCCCUUAGAUACUAUCUCUUCUGCUUUGGAGAUUGAAAUCUGAAAAAUGAAAGCAUAAUGAUACUGCCUCCCUCCCAGGAUCUUCACCUGGGGAGGGCAAAUAGUUGUCACUGAGCAAAUGAACUCUUGAAACAGACCCUAUUAUCCUUUCCUUCCCCCCCUCCUCCAUCUCGAGUCCCAUUUAUUUUUCUUUACAACCUUGCCCUUCUGAUACUCGACACUGAAAGGGGGUUUUUAUAAUUUUAAAUUAUUACUGCUGUUUAAAUAAAUGGACGUUUCAGCUCAA